CCCGGGAGUCUGGAGGCGGGGGAGGCGGAGGGAAGAGGAGGAGCCCCGAGGCCGCCAGCUGGAGAGGAGCGGGCCGGAGCUGAAGGGCUGCCAGCCGGACGGCGCGGGCCAUGAGGCGGCCCCGGGCGCCGGCAGCCCCAGUCCGCAGCCGCCCCGAGCCCCAUGGCCCCCGCGGCCGCCCUGGCCCUGCACUUGGCCUCGGUCCUCAGCCUGUCGGGGCUCGGCGCCGCCAGCCGCCACUGCCCCGAGCUGCCCCUGGACGGCUGCGUGUGCACGGCCGAGCGUGCCCAGGGCCCCGGGCGGCCCGAGCUGCGCGUCCGAGUGGCCUGUGCCGGAGGGGACCUGGUGGCCACGCCACAGCCCGAGCUACUUCCCCGCCGGACCGUCAGCCUGAUCCUGACCAACAACAAGAUCUUGGGAGUAAAGAGUGAGGCCUUCUUGGGUCUGCCAUUGCUGGAGAGACUGGACCUGAGGAACAACCUGAUCAGCGUGGUGGAGCCCAGGGCCUUCCUCGGUCUACCCCAGCUCAAGCGUCUGGAUCUCUCAAAUAACAGGAUCGGCUGCUUGACUCCUCCAGUGUUUGCGGGACUCAGCGGUCUUCACAAGCUGAAUCUGUCAGGAAACAUCUUCUCUGGGCUGAUGUUUGGACUCUUUUCUGAGCUCUUGGCCCUGAAAGUUGUGCACUUUGGCACCGACUCCCUCAUCUGUGACUGUCAUCUGAGGUGGGUCUCAGAGUGGGCCAGAAACGCGUCGGUGCGGCUGGCGGAGGAGACCACGUGUGCGUUCCCCACGGCGCUGCGCGGCCGGCCUCUGCGCGGCCUCCAAGAGGACCAGCUGACCUGCGCGGGGCCUCUGGAGCUGCCGCUCUUCCAGCUGAUUCCGUCCCAGAGCCAGGUGGUCUUCCACGGGGACCGCCUGCCCUUCCAGUGCACGGCCACCCUGGUGGGCAACUCGACACAGGCCCACUGGUACCACAACGGGCGACUGGCUGAGACUGACGAAGCCCGGGGCGUGUUUGUGAAGGAGAGCGUCGUCCACGACUGCAGCCUGGUCACCCGGGAACUCACCCUGACCAGCAUUGGUACGGAUGCCGCGGGAUCCUGGGAGUGCCGGGUCAGCAACACCUACGGCAACCGAACCAAAGGAGUUGAGAUCACGGUGUUGGAGACCGCGGCGCCCUACUGCUCCCCGGAGAGGCUCUGGACAAGGAAGGGCGACUUCAGGUGGCCCAGAACCUUGGCGGGGGUGACAGCCUCCCACCUGUGCCUUCCCUUCCCCCUGAGCGGGCUGUCCCUUCGCAGCAGUCCCGGGGAGCCCAGGGCUCGGCGCAGGUGCGGCCCGGGCGGCCGCUGGGACGAGGCCGACCUGUCCGAGUGCCCUUCUUCCCAAGAAGUCAUCCAGGUGCUCUCGGCCUUUGCUACGAUGCACAUCAACGUCACCAACGUGGGAGAGUUCUCGGCCCGACUGGCGCUCUACACGAGGGGGGCGUCUCCCUUUGCGGGGAAGACAGAGGUCGUCCACCUGGCCCAGAUGAUGGAGAGGCUGCUGGCCUUUGUGGAAGAAAGCCAGGAACUCGGAGACGCCCUGGUCCAAAUCGCAAGCAACCUGAUGCUGGUGGGAGACCACGCGCUGUGGGCGGCGCAGAGAGAAGACGGAGCCUGCACGAGAGCCCUUCGCUGCCUCGAGCGCGUGGCCGAGCGGACGCCCACUGCCAGCGUGCCUGCCAUGUCCAAGGUCUCCCCUAACAUAGCACUCGAGGCCUGGGUCCUCCAGCCCUCAAGCUUCAGAGGGAUGAGCUGUGUGGUCUUCCAGAAGGCGCCCGGGGAGGGAGACGCCCACCCCGAAGAGGCCCUGAGCCUUAAGUGUGACGCUUCCGGAGCAGCGUGGGACAGAGGGGCGGAGCAGCCUGCCCAGAACGACGCCUCGGCCGACGGCGUCACUGUGGUCGCCUCGGUCCAUCUGCCCCGGCCAGCCCCCUCGGCCGGAGCCCCCGCCCGACAAUCUGUUGAUAACUCCACCUGCAAGCUGAAAUUGAUCGUCUUUCGCAAUGGGAAACUCUUCCCCGGCGGCAGCUCGGUCAACUGGUCCAGCCCUGGGGCUGCCGGGAGGCGGAGGUCGGUGGCCACUCCGGCUCUCUUUGCGCAAAUAGAUGGGUGCAGCCUCAGCAACCUGAGCGCUCCAGUCAUCGUCGGUCUGAGGCCCUGGGCACCGGGGCUGGCCCCCGUGGCAGCCGCUUGGGAUUUUGACCUUCUCGCCGGACAUGGAGGCUGGCGGGGAGACAGGUGCGACCUAGUGGGCUCGGCGGGAGACCUCCUCACCCUCCAGUGCCCGCGCUGGGGCCACUUCGCAGUGCUCAUGGAUCUGAAGACGGUCCUUUCCCUGCCUGAGGCCCCAGGGGAGUUCCUGCACCCCGUGGUGUACGCCUGCACCGCAGUCAUGCUCCUCUGCCUCUUCGCCUCCAUCCUCACCUACAUCGUGCACCACAGCACCAUCCGCAUCAGCCGCAAGGGCUGGCACAUGCUCCUCAACUUCUCCUUCCACACGGCCCUCACCUUUGCGGUCUUCGCGGGGGGCAUCAAUCGCACCCAGUACCCGAUCGUCUGCCAGGCCGUUGGCAUCACGCUCCAUUACUCCACCCUGUCCACGAUGCUUUGGAUCGGUGUCACGGCCAGAAACAUCUACAAGCAGGUGACGAAGAAGGCUCCCCAGGGACCGGGGGGCGAGCAGCCACCAUACCCCAAGCAGCCACUGCUCAGAUUUUACCUGAUUAGCGGCGGCGUCCCCUUGAUCAUCUGCGGAAUUACGGCCGCGACCAACAUCAAAAAUUACGGGCCGGACAGCGACGGCGCCCCCUACUGCUGGAUGGCGUGGGAGCCCAGCCUGGGGGCCUUUUACGGGCCCGUGGCUUUCAUCGUGCUGGUGACGUGCAUCUACUUCCUGGGCACCUACGUGCAGCUGAGGCGCCACCCGGAGCGCAAGUACGAGCUCAAGGAGCGGCGGGAGGAGCCGCCCAGGCUGGCGGGCCCGGACGCGGGGCCCGGCCCCGCGGGAGAGCCCGGGCCCGGCCCCGCCCCGGCCUGCUCCCUGCUGUCGGCCUCGCUCCUGGAGAACGAGCACUCGUUCAAGGCCCAGCUGCGGGCCGCCGCCUUCACCCUCUUCCUCUUCCUGGCCACCUGGACCUUCGGGGCCCUGGCCGUGUCCCAGGGCCCCUUCCUGGACAUGAUCUUCAGCUGCCUGUACGGAGCCUUCUGCGUCACGCUGGGGCUCUUCAUCCUGAUCCACCACUGCGCCAAGCGCGACGACGUCUGGCACUGCUGGUGGGCCUGCUGCCCCGCGCGCGGGGACGCCUACUCCGCGCAGGCCGGCGCCCGGGCCCAGCUCGACGCCAACGGCGACGCCCAGCUGCGCGCGCCCUGCCCGCAGGACUCCCCGUGCCUCGGCCCGGCCGGGGCCUUCGGCCACGCCCCGGGCGGCCGCUGCAAGCUGACCAACCUGCACGCGGCCCAGAACCACGUCGCCUGCCUGUCCCCGGUCACGCCGUGCUGCGCCAAGAUGCACUGCGAGCAGCUGCUGGAGGACGAGGCCCACGUGCACGUGCACCGGCCGGGAGCGCACCUGCACCGCUGUCCCAAGGGCCGGGCCAAGCCCCGCUACUUCAGCCGGCACCGGGCGGCGGCCGCGGCCGACGGGGAGUACGCCUACCACAUCCCGGCCAGCCUGGACGGCGGCAGCCUCCCCAGCUCGCACACGGACAGUCCCCGCAGCGUCCACGAGGGCCCGGCCGGCCUCCACCGGGCCUGCUGCGGCCAGGGCGACCCCUUCCCCACCAUCAGCCAGCCCGAGAGCAGCGACGCCAGCACGGUCAUCUGCAGCUGCGCCCACCUGGCCGAGGGCGAGCCCGGGCCCCACGCGGCCCACUUCGAAAUGCACCCCCGGACGCAGGUGCUGCCGUGUAACGCGGCCGGCCACGACGGGCUGCCCGCGGGGAACCUGGCCGAGGCCAUCGUGUACGGCUCCGACUGCACGGGGAACAUCAAAACGGGCCCGUGGAGGAACGAAACGACUGUGUGACGCGGGGGGCCGGCGGGGUUGGGGGGGGGGCUGCUCCCUGCGGGCCGGCGGUGUCUUCUCCCGCCUCCUGGGGCCCCUCGCUUCUGCCCGCCCCGUUCUGGAGGAAGAGAGCGCGGGACGCGGGCGGGCGGCGGAGACGCUGAGCGGCGGAAGCGGGGAGGACGCGGCCCUGGGGGGGGGGGGGGGGCCUCUGGGACCAGGCGCCUCCAUCCCUUUCAUCGCCAAGCUAAGGGCAGCCCAUCUCCGCAGAGACACAACCCCGAGUCCCUUCCACAGGGGCGAAGGUCCGGCCUUUUCCGAACAGCGGCCUGUGCGGAGGAGCGAAGCUGCCUCUAGGACCCGGGUUGGAGAACGCGCUCCUCGCGGCCCCUCCCUGCCACUUCCUUCCUGCUCCCUCCCCCAGAAGGGGACGAGGGAGCUCUCGCUCUGUCUGUCGCCCAGGGGCUCUGUUGGCCCCCGCCUGACAUCUCUCGGAGGCUCCAUCCCGUUUUCCCGCGUUCACGUGUCUCACCAAACUCCCGUGACAGCCACAGAUCCCGCAGCGGGGAAAGCCCGUCUGGUCGGUCCAUUGCGCCCUGUGCUCCCCCCCUCUCGUUGUCCCAGGGACUCCAGCUCUGUCAGACGUCUCACCACGGCUUGGCUCAGCCCCGCUUUAAUGAGCACCCAACUGGCCGUGAUCCUGUGCUGUGUCUACACCAGCUUCGUGUUCCGUGUCCAGGGGAUACUUCUGAGCCGUUCAGGGGCUCUGGGCAGGGGGCUGGGCAGCACUUGGUUGUCACUCCCUCCUUAAGCACCACAGUCAUCCCCGGCCGGGAGACGUGAGCUGGAACGGCCUUUGCCGUGAGCAGUGCAGACCCACUCGGCUCCAUUUCACCCUUCAAAGAACUGGGCUGGAUUCCAGCGGACCGAGGGCUCUUUGUAACAUGGAAACUCGCCCUUCUGCAGAAUUCCCAGACUUCUCACGGACUCUGCCCCAGCCCCUCCCUGGUUGCAGCUGCGGAUCCCGACCCCGCAGGCGCAUCGGGGACAUUCUGAGACAGGGCAGGCGCUAUUGAAGCCCCCACAGUCCCCUGAACAUCCGGGCAAAAGUUGACUUCUCAAAUAAGUGCUGGCGUCCUUGCCAACCACCUUCCAGAAAGAGGGUCAGGGGACUCGGCUUGUGUCAAAGGGGAGGAGCUGUCCAUCCAGAAGCUGGCUGUCCUGAGGCCAUAGCACCGAGGAAAGGGUUAGGGCCCUCACCUGCCCCCUCCAGAGCCCAUCAGCAGUAAUGGGGAGAACAGAUAGAGACAGAGACAGACAAAGAAAUAGAGACAGUGACAGAGAGAUAGAGACAGAGACAGAAACAGACCGAGACAGAGACAGAUAGACAGAGACACAGUUAUACUGUUGUGUUGAGACUUUCCCAAAGCCGCCUCCACCCCCACCCCCUCCCAGGUGUGCCCUGACAUGCCAGCCUGUCUCCGGUCUGUCUUUCCUACCCCCUCCUUGAGAUUGCCGGCAGGUUCCCAUGGGGUCCGGGGCACAGCUGCCCCCCGCACGUCAGUGAGAGAAACGUCCCUGCCAAAGCGGGCUUCUGGCCUCCGUGCCCAGAGAAUGAGAAACGGCUUCCGGACAGACUUCCGGGCCGGGCCCGGUUGUUGGGCGCACCCCCUCCAGGAAGCCUGACGCCCACUUGGGGAAGGUCCUCUGUGUUAGGGCCCCCAAUCCUGCGUCCUGUGCCGAGGCCGAAGGAACAGAAGCUUUAUCCCAUGAGAAUUAGCCACCAGCUGUGUCGGUGUCUGUGUCGUUUGCCUGUCACAAUGCUUCGUGUAGUCCUUCCCCUCAUGCGUGUUCCUCCUGCCCCCCAGACAGCGACAGACCCUGGAAGGGACAUGGGACACACCCCCCCCCCAGAAGGGCUCCGUCCCCAUUGGACCUGUCACCCACCGCAGGGAGCAGCCCAUCCCUUCUAUGCAAAGUGGCAGCCCUCACCCACAUCCCUGCCCCCAUGGCCACGGGGGCCCUUGGGGGCUUCCGGCCAGGGUGUGACUGCAGAGGGAGGGCGUGGCCAGGAUCUAGUAACCCAUUUCCCCAGAAAAAGAAGCAGGUGCUACUUUCCCAGGUGACUGAACCCUGCACAUGAGAGUGAACAUUCAAUAGCAAAUUGUAUCGUAUUUAAAUAUGGAUUUAGCCUAGAGGAGUCCUUGCCACAAAGAUGUCAUGAAAUAUUCUGUUUGCAUAUUCUAUUUUCAGAAAAUAAAGGUCUACGAUGUAACUACGCAGAGCUGGGUGGCUUGAUGUGGA
Sarcophilus harrisii (Tasmanian devil) is the source of this 6354-nucleotide messenger RNA. It is a transcript of the gene ADGRA1, whose product is annotated as adhesion G protein-coupled receptor A1. The record is from RefSeq and is a predicted model, not a curated record. Gene Ontology annotation, molecular function: protein binding; G protein-coupled receptor activity. Bases 163 to 4071 code for a protein of 1302 amino acids. The transcript is spliced from 19 exons. NCBI's taxonomy places the organism in Eukaryota, Metazoa, Chordata, Mammalia, Dasyuromorphia, Dasyuridae. Gene Ontology annotation, biological process: G protein-coupled receptor signaling pathway; cell surface receptor signaling pathway. Gene Ontology annotation, cellular component: postsynaptic density; glutamatergic synapse; plasma membrane.